Messenger RNA from Exophiala spinifera, 1089 nucleotides. RefSeq lists its product as uncharacterized. Gene Ontology annotation, molecular function: dioxygenase activity. The record is from RefSeq and is a predicted model, not a curated record. The transcript has 3 exons. Bases 1 to 1089 code for a protein of 362 amino acids. NCBI's taxonomy places the organism in Eukaryota, Fungi, Ascomycota, Eurotiomycetes, Chaetothyriales, Herpotrichiellaceae.
AUGACUGACAUUGUGCGCACUACGCCCGAUGGAUACCAGGAGAUCAGAACGGGACUGGGAUGGCGUAGGGUUUUGUCUCCUAAGAGUACCGAGGCAACAACAGAACUUCCCGUGAUUGACAUAGGGGACACUGUUCACCCUGACCUGGAGUGCCGCAGGGCCGUUGCAAAGAAGAUCUGUGCUGCUGCUGAGAGAACCGGUUUCUUCUACAUACGGAACCAUGGGGUUCCCGAUGCAUUGAUUGAAUCUAUCUUUGAUGAGGCCAAACGCUUCUGCCACGAAUUGACUCUCGAGGAGAAGAUGGAACUCGAUACAGAGAAACAUGACCAUUACUACGGCUAUUAUCCCAUCAAGCUCAACCCAGAUCAGCCUUCAGGAGCGAAACUGAAUGAGAGCAUCAACUAUGGCUACGAGCCAUCCACAGAUCCUGAAGCCGCGGACGAUACCAACAAUGGCGACAACUGGUGGCCUCCCGAAGAGCGUCUGCCAGGCCAUCAACGCAACGUGAAGUUGUUCAUGUCGGAAGUGUUGCAACUGGCCAGACGCUUAAUGAGAAUGUUUGCCUUGGGUCUGGAUCUAGACGAACAUGCAUUCGACUAUCUUGCGACUCGGCCGUAUUCGAUCCUGAAGCUGGCACAUUAUCCCGGCACGAUUGAUGGGUCAGAGGAGCCUUCCGCAAUUCGGCCUCACACAGACUACGAGAUCCUCACGCUCCUGUUGCAGGACCACAUCCCCUCCCUCGAAGUAUUGUCAAACACUGGCCAGUGGAUCCAGGCCACACCGAUCCCUGGGACCUUCGUAGUAAACAUCGGGGACACCAUGGCGAUGCUGACCAACGGGCUGUUCGUAUCGACAAUGCAUCGAGUGCUGAACACCUCACGACGCACCCGUUACUCGGUGCCGUUUUUCCUGGGCGCAAACCAAGAAGCAGUAAUCAAGGCGCUCGAUAAAUACGUGACUCCAGAGAAUCCCGCCAAAUUCCAGCCCAUGACGUCGGGAGAGUACAUUCGCCGUGGGCUGCAGGCGGUGUAUUCAAAGCCAAACACUGAGAUUGUCCACGAAACCAUCGAGAUUAAGGCCCACUGGUAA